CCCCAAAAAAUUUCUAACAAAUCGUUCUUUAAUUCAAACACACAGACAUAAAUUGAAUCUUUCAUCCUCCUCCAUCAACACAAACGCAGAAAUUAAAUCGAAUGGCGUUCAGGUCGAAGGAGAUGGUGAAGAAGAUAAUGAAGAAGAUCGGCGGCGAGAAGAAUUUGGAGUCAGGGGUGAAAGAAUCACUGAAAAAGUGUUUGCCGGACAGCAAGGUGGUGAUGGGUAGAGCGCAGCGAGGAAUUUUUGCCGGACGUCAUAUUCAGUUCGGCAAUCAAGUCAGCGAGAAAGGUGGAAACAAGACUCGGAGGAACUGGAAACCCAACGUACAGGAGAAGCGACUCUUCAGUUAUAUUCUGGACCGCCAUAUUCGCGUAAAAGUAACCACACAUGCUCUUCGCUGUAUAGACAAAGCAGGCGGGAUCGAUGAAUACCUGCUAAAGACACCAUACAAGAAGAUGGACACAGAGAUGGGUCUCUUAUGGAAAGCCAAGAUCGAGAAGAUGUAUCAAGAGCUCGGAAACAUGGAGGUUUCUUUCUUUCCACUAGAGGAGGAAACCACACUUGCAGAGGAAUUCAAAGAAAUGAGAAUAGAACAGAGGGUUGCUCGUAGGGAUGCACGAAGGAAGGCGUACGGUUGGUCUCCAAAACCCGAGCAAAUUGAGGGUGGAAGUGAAGACGUUGAAGCAACACAUAACGAGGAACUAGUUGCGAAUUCAUAGGUGGUCGCUAGGAUCGGUUUUGAGUUGUUUUGUGUUCUUUUUUCGAUGUUCCGGAAAGAUCUGGUAAGGAAUCCUUGGGGGGGUUUAGUUGCAGGUUUUUUGGUAAUGAAUUUUGGUAAGGAGUAAGUCAGCAUUGUAAUAAGCUUUUGUACAAGUACAAAGACCAAGGAAACAAUUGUUUAAAUCGUUUUAUGAGAAGAAUAUUUAAAUGGGAAACCAUUUUUUUAAUUAAA
This is a messenger RNA of Cynara cardunculus var. scolymus (artichoke), 955 nucleotides long. RefSeq lists its product as uncharacterized. NCBI's taxonomy places the organism in Eukaryota, Viridiplantae, Streptophyta, Magnoliopsida, Asterales, Asteraceae. Gene Ontology annotation, cellular component: mitochondrial large ribosomal subunit. Bases 102 to 722 code for a protein of 206 amino acids. The record is from RefSeq and is a predicted model, not a curated record. Gene Ontology annotation, molecular function: structural constituent of ribosome. The transcript is spliced from 2 exons.